Mercenaria mercenaria is the source of this 2462-nucleotide messenger RNA. RefSeq names its product lysocardiolipin acyltransferase 1-like. Gene Ontology annotation, cellular component: endomembrane system. Gene Ontology annotation, molecular function: acyltransferase activity. The transcript is spliced from 5 exons. The record is from RefSeq and is a predicted model, not a curated record. The coding region runs from base 59 to 1168 and encodes 369 amino acids. Lineage: Eukaryota; Metazoa; Mollusca; Bivalvia; Venerida; Veneridae.
GGUUGACUUUGAACAUUCUAAAUGCAGACACUUUAAAAAACAAAGAAAUUUGCAAGUUAUGGCUAAAACAAACUUAGAUUACUAUUGGCAAUGUUUCAGAGGUGUCAGUUUUGUGUUUCUGAUAUUUUUUUCAACUUAUUUUGGAACAAUUUUUAUAUUGACACCAUUCCUGCCAUUGUAUUUUGUUGCACCAGUAUUUGCAAGGAGUAUCACUGAUAAGAUAAUCUGGUGUUGGAAACUGUAUUGCGUGUCCAUUUAUGAAGUAAUUUUCCAGACAAAGGUCAGAAUAUAUGGGAAUGUUCCAAGUAACGAAGCAGCCAAUCUAAUGAUAAUGAACCAUCGAACAAGGUUUGACUGGCUCUACCUGUUUUCAUACCAAGUGAGGCAUGCAUCUCUCAGGCGCUAUGCUAUCAGCUUAAAGAAUGGUCUAAAAUUUCUGCCUGGUAUAGGUUGGGCCAUGCAGAUUGCAGGUUUUGUAUUUCUGGACAGAAAAUGGGAAGAUGAUCAAGAAACAAUAUCAAGAUGUCUGCAAGUUUUCAAACACACCAAUUAUAAACCCCAGAUCUUGCUGUUUCCAGAGGGUACAGACCUGACCAAGAAUACAAAGAAGCGCAGUGAUGCACACGCUGAAAAAUAUAGCCUACCAAAGUACGACUUUGUGCUGCAUCCAAGAACCACAGGAUUUACACAUUUUGUACAAGAAAUGAAAAAAAAUGAAAUCCUAGACUGUGUCACAGAUAUUACUAUAGCCUAUCCUGGUACCAUUCCACAAAAUGAAAUGGAUAUAAUCAAGGGCAACUUUCCAUCAGAAAUCCAUUUUUUAAUUGACUGGUAUCCUAAUAAAGACAUUCCAAUACACAAAGAUGACCUUGACAAUUGGUGUAAAGAAAAAUGGAGUCAGAAAGAGGCUGUCCUGAAAGAAUUUUAUGAAAGGAAGACAUUUGAGAAAGGCGUUGAGGAGCUUUAUUCGAAUGAAAGUUUGAUCGGAGCAUUGUUUAUGUAUAGUUGGGUAACUUGGACAACAUGGCAUGUGUUUAUUACAUAUAUGCUGUGGAGUCACCCUGUGUUAUGGUUAUAUGUUAUUGCGUGUACAAUAAUGUAUGUCUGUGUAUCAAAAUACACACAAGGGUUUAACUUGCUUAUUGCUAAAGCAAUGAAUAUUCAGUAAAAUUUCUGUUGUUUUAUUCUUCAUAAUUUAUUCAUUAUUGUUGUAAGGUUACACAUUUUUAGUGAUGGUCUAAGGCUGUUAGUGAUAGCCUAAUGUUGUAUUUAAGUAUUUAUGUGAGAUAUUUAUUCUUAUACAUCCCUGUAUCUGUAUUGAUCUCAUGUCCGAUAAUCGGAUACUGAACAAAAAGAGCCAGUCUUUAAUCGAUUUUUAAUGUGUACCUAAAGUCAUCUUUUUUUCGAUUUUUAAGUAGGUAUAUUUUUAUAUAGAAUUUGCAUCACCAAAGAAUGCAUCUUUAAGGUAGUAUUUUCCAAUUACGGGCAGUUAUUUAUGCUUUAAUACCGAAUUGCUUUAUUUUUCUAUGAAUCUAAAAAAGAGAUAAUGUUUCAUUCCUUUUACCUUUAAUGUUUUCAUUCCGUUUACAAAGAUAAUGUCCUAGAAUUUGACCAGGAUGUACUUAUUUUUGACCUUUAUAUUCUAGCACUUUGGGGUGACAACAGUAAAGGUUAAAACCUUAUGUAAUAAUAUGUAAAACUUUUAUAUAUAUAGUAGAAUGUAUUUAAAUUAACCAGGGUGCUUAUUUUCUAAUGAACCUUACUACUUGAGAUUUACAAUAUUAUACAAUUGUUGACUCUUUGGCCAUUUGACAUGAUGUCCAUGUAAUAUUUAUCAGAAGAAGGCAGUAUUGACCACUGUGAGGUCAAUCAGUGUUGACCUACAUGAGGUUAGUAUUAUCUCCUUAUCAUGAAUAUCAAUUGUUUGACUUUUUGUAUCAAAGGCAUAAGCAAACAAAAUUAAAGAAUGUUGAAUAUGAUUUGUACUUAAGUAAAAGGUGCAAUUUUUAACCAAUAGAAAUGAGCUUAUUCACAGAUCAUAUAAUAAGAAUUCAUAAUUUUUGAAAGUUUCUGUGCCAUAUAGUAAAUUUUUAAUGAAAGGAAGAUAUUUUUAUACUUUUCACCUGUUAAUAAUGUCACAGAGAAAUUUUAUAUUGAAUAAGAAAACAUGUUGUUCAGCUCAAUAUUUUUAUACAUUCUUAAAGUUUUGAAAAAAGGUUACAAAAUUUUCUUUGAAAAUGUUCGGUGAUUUUUAUCAAUGACUGGAUGUUUUUCUCAAAUUGUCUCUAUUUGAGUGAAUAUUGCACACUGUUUUUUCAUGUUUAUGCAGUUGAUUGUAUAUGUACAGUCAACUCUGUGUAUAAGGACUAUGCUUGGGGAGUGAAAAACUGGCCUUUAUUGGCUUUUGAUCCUGAUGGGGGAGUGAAAACCAGGCCAUUAUUUGCAGGUGAUCCUUAUCGGGG